UUCCCAUGUUAUAUGAAGGAGAGUUGGUACAUAUUCUGUAAAGGAAACACACUGCUGUAUAUAUUGAAGAUAAUAUCUAUAGUUAAGCCUAGUGUUGCAUGGAGCAAUGGCAAACUCCUGUCCCGCAAAUCUACAAGGAGAGCAGCUAGAGCAGAAGUUAUUGUUGCUCCCAAGAAAAGAACGAGUAGCCACAAUGUCCCUGAAUUAUCAAAGCAAGGCAUUCCUCAUACUGAUCUACAUGUACGAGAAAUUGUCAAGAGGCAAUCUACUGACAAGUCAGCCAUGUUUGAUGUGUGUCAAAAACCACAGUUUCAUCCUAUGUUUCUUGAAGAAGCUUAUGAAAGGUGCAGGAACAUUUGUGCAGAAUAUGCCAAGACCUUUUAUCUAGGAACUCUGUUAAUGACAGAGGAGCGACAGAAAGCUAUAUGGGCUAUAUACGUUUGGUGCAGGAGGACUGAUGAACUUGUGGAUGGCCCCAAUGCUGCCUACAUGAGCUCUGCAGUUCUUGAUAGAUGGGAAGAGAGGCUGCACGACAUCUUCAAUGGACGCCCCUAUGACAUGCUUGAUGCUGCACUAACUGAUACCAUUUUCAAGUUCCCCCUAGAUAUUAAGCCCUUCGGGGACAUGAUAGAGGGCAUGAGAAUGGAUACCAAAAAUUUUCGCUAUGCAAAUUUUCAAGAGCUCUACCUUUACUGCUACUAUGUGGCUGGAACCGUCGGCCUAAUGAGUGUCCCAGUAAUGGGAAUUGCACCAGAGUCUCCGGUUUCUGCUCAAUCCAUCUAUAAUUCAGCACUCUACUUAGGCAUAGGAAAUCAACUAACAAACAUUCUCAGAGAUGUUGGAGAAGAUUCCCUGAGAGGGAGAGUAUAUCUCCCCCAAGACGAGCUUGCACAGUUUGGGCUCUGUGACAGGGACAUUUUCUCGAGAAAAGUCAGUGAUGGAUGGAGGGAGUUCAUGAAACAGCAGAUAACAAGAGCAAGAUUCUACUUCAACCAGGCGGAGGAGGGAGCUUCUCAGCUAGACAAGGCUAGUCGUUGGCCGGUAUGGUCAUCAUUACUGUUAUAUCGCAAGAUCUUGGAUGCCAUUGAAGAGAACGAUUAUGACAACUUGACAAAGCGGGCAUACGUUGGGAGGACAAAGAAGCUUCUCAUGCUGCCAUUAGCAUACUCCAGAGCUCAGUCAGCCACCCACCUUGGCCUUUCAGGAACCAAGUUUUUGGGCUUUUAAUCUUUGAUCUGAUGGUGAAAAUUGCUGGCAUACUGGUAUCUCCCAAACUACAUGAAAUAAAUGGUGAUGAUGCACGGGAGAAAUUCUGAGAUAUUUUACCAAGUUGUUGAGAAAUCUUAGCUUGAUUUUGAAGAGAGCUGUGUAUACCUGUUUAUGUUGUACAGUUAUACUACUUGGAUGAAAAUAUCAUAAUUUUGGAAAUAAA
Vitis riparia (riverbank grape) is the source of this 1432-nucleotide messenger RNA. RefSeq names its product phytoene synthase 2, chloroplastic-like. Gene Ontology annotation, biological process: carotenoid biosynthetic process. NCBI's taxonomy places the organism in Eukaryota, Viridiplantae, Streptophyta, Magnoliopsida, Vitales, Vitaceae. The record is from RefSeq and is a predicted model, not a curated record. Bases 13 to 1227 code for a protein of 404 amino acids. The transcript is spliced from 7 exons. Gene Ontology annotation, molecular function: geranylgeranyl diphosphate synthase activity.